This is a messenger RNA of Chironomus riparius, 1260 nucleotides long. The record is from the annotation of a GenBank genome assembly. Lineage: Eukaryota; Metazoa; Arthropoda; Insecta; Diptera; Chironomidae.
AUGGAAAGCACAUUCAACGCCGAUCCUUUGGAAUAUUUCCCAUACGAAGUAUCUGAGAGAAUUUUGUCAUAUUUAUCUGUUAAGAACUUAAUGAGAGUGUCAGCAGUUAAUUCAUUGUGGUAUGAUUUUAUUGGACAAUCAAAAAGAUUAAUGAAGAAUGUCAAGAUUAAGAUUCGUAAUCAGGAUUAUAAAAAACGAACAAUUUGCCAUCUUUUAACAAGUACAAGGAACUACGAAACAUUUGAAAUCGACACAAUGGAUCUAAGAAGUAUCAAUGUAAUUUUUGAACUGUUACAAUCACAACAAUGGAGGAAUGUAAUCAUCAAAAAUUUGUACUUUACGACUGCAUCACAAGCACACAUGUUCUUCUCAUUAAUUCAAGAUAGUGUCAGAUCUUUAGAAAUGAGAGGAGCCUAUAUCUUAUAUCCAAAUGGAAUUGACAAGAACCAUGGCUUAGUGUUUCCUAAUUUAAGGAGAUUUACAGCGAUAACAACAAAGUCUGCAUACAUACUGCUUGAAAUGUUUCAAAAUGUUCGACAUCUGACGCAUUUUAGCUUAAAAUCAGCUGAACUCAACGAAGCUGCUUCAAAUGCAGUCAUGGAAAUCCUCAAAUCAAAUGACAAAUUAGAGGUUUUGAAUAUUUCAAAUGCAGCCCUCUUUCCACUUUUAUAUCUGGAUAAAAUCACAAUUCCAUGCAAGCUAAGACAAUUGUCAAUUUUAAAUGAAAAUAAUCGAGAAGGUAGGAAGAACUCUGAAAAUUUUAUCGCAUUGCUUCAAGAUCAACGUGAAAGCUUGCAGACUAUUAUACUUGAUAAAUUGUUUGAAGAAGAUGUCCUUAAAGCAAUCUACGCAUUGCCUAAGCUCAGAAUGCUGUCAAUUAAAGAAUUUACAAAUAUUGAUGCUUACAAUAACUUAAUGCUAACCAGAAGCAAGUCAAUCAAGCAACUAUACAUCAAUGUGCUUCCUGAAAACUUUAAUUUACUCAAGGCAAUUAUUGUUGCUACGCCAAAUUUAUAUUCGCUGACGGUUCUACACAUGAAUUAUAAGUUUAUGAAAUUCAUCAGUAAGAAUUUACCAAACCUUAGAGGCCUGUCAAUUGGCUUCCCUAACAUCUCAUACUUACCACGAGGUGAUAUAUUCAAGAAUCUUGGAUAUUUGUAUGUUCAGAACUACAAGCCAUCCUUGAGAAAAAGCAUUCUUAGAAGAAAGUUUCAUUCUUUAAGUAAUUUUGAACAGUUGCUGUUCCGUACUCUUGCAUGA